AUGCCGGGCACCAAUGCCAGCGGCCCCCCGGGCUUCAUCCUGGUGGGCUUCUCCGACCGGCCCCAGCUAGAGCUGGUCCUCUUCGGGCUCGUCUUCCUCCUGUACAUGGCGACCCUCCUGGGCAACGCGGCCAUCAUCCUGGUGUCGCGGCUGGAUGCCCGGCUGCACACGCCCAUGUACUUCUUCCUCGCCCACCUCUCGCUGCUGGACCUGUGCUUCACCAGCAGCGUCGUGCCCCAGCUGCUGGUCAACCUGGGCGGCCCCGACAAGUCCAUCUCCUACGGAGGCUGCGCGGUGCAGCUCUACGUGUCCCUGGCGCUGGGCUCCACCGAGUGCGUCCUGCUGGCCGUCAUGUCCUACGACCGCUACGUGGCCGUGUGCCGGCCCCUGCACUACGCCCUCGUCAUGCACCCCCGGCUCUGCCGCCUGCUGGCGUCCACGGCGUGGCUCAGCGGCGUGGCCACCACCCUCGUGCAGUCCACGCUCACCCUGCAGCUGCCCUUCUGUGGCCACCGCCGCGUGGACCACUUCUUCUGCGAGGUGCCCGUGCUCAUCAAGCUGGCCUGCGUGGACACCACCUUCAACCAGGCCGAGCUCUUCGUGGCCAGCGUCCUCUUCCUGGUGCUGCCCGUGUCCUUCAUUCUGGGUUCCUACGGCUGCAUUGCCCGGGCGGUGCUGAGGAUCCGGUCGGCCUCGGGCCGCAGGAAGGCGUUCGGCACCUGCUCCUCGCACCUCUCGGUGGUCGUCAUCUUCUAUGGGACCAUCAUCUUCAUGUACCUGCAGCCGGCCCAGAGCAGGUCCAAGGACCAGGGCAAGUUCGUGUCGCUGUUCUACACGGUGGUGACGCCCGUGCUCAACCCGCUCAUCUACACCCUGCGGAAUCAGGAGGUGAAGGCCGGGCUCCGGAAGGUGCUGGGUCGGGGGGCUGUCCACGUCCUUGGACACGCUCCAGCCAGCCACAGCUCCUUAAAGCCUCCGCCCCCUCCUACCGGAGCUGCUCCCAGCCCCACCCCUGCUCACACCCCCUCUGCCUCUUUCCCCGGGAAGCCCUCCAAAACUCUCUUUAGACCGUCCCAGACGGCAGUGCCCGGGGUGGACCCGGCACUCCUUCACCCCGGCCUGCGCUUGGCCACGCGUGCUCUGGGCUCCCCUGCCCUGCCUGGCCGCGCGGUGUCCGUGCCACCCUAG
Sorex araneus (European shrew) is the source of this 1188-nucleotide messenger RNA. RefSeq names its product olfactory receptor 2G2-like. The record is from RefSeq and is a predicted model, not a curated record. The coding region runs from base 1 to 1188 and encodes 395 amino acids. Gene Ontology annotation, biological process: G protein-coupled receptor signaling pathway. Gene Ontology annotation, cellular component: membrane. The transcript is spliced from 3 exons. Gene Ontology annotation, molecular function: olfactory receptor activity; G protein-coupled receptor activity. Lineage: Eukaryota; Metazoa; Chordata; Mammalia; Eulipotyphla; Soricidae.